GCGGCGUCGCUGCACAACACGCACCGCUUUUUGUACUCCUUUCUCCCCCCGUCUCGUGCACCCUUCGCGUUUCGCGCUCUCUCUGAGGAGUCGGGUUACGUUCACGUUCACGUCCGUUGCCCCGCACCCACCCACCCCUCCGAGGGAAACGAAAAGAAGAAGAGUUUCCUCUGCCGGCCAUGGAGAGCUCCUCCUCGUCAUCUCUGUUGCUGAGCUCGUAUACCGGCGGCAACAAGAGGGCCAGGGAGGCCGACCUCGACGUGGUCUCGUCCGCGGAGGCCGAGGCCGCCAAGAGGAUGCGGCCCGAGGACCUGCUGGACCUGCUCGACGACGACGCCGACGCCGCGGCGGCCGGCGACCUGGCCUCCGUCAUGCGCAGCCUCGAGGAGGAGAUUUGCGCCGGCGACCUGGCCCCGCCGCAGCCGGAGCUGGGCUUCCUGCUCGAGGCCUCCGACGACGAGCUCGGCCUGCCGCCGGCGGCGGGCGCGGCGUCCUCCUCGUCGGACGACGCCGGGGGCUGGGAGCCGGAGGAGCCGGCCGGCGUCUUCGGGGAGCAGAUCUGGGGCUUCGAGGACGAGAUUGACGGCGCCUACGCCUUCGGCGGCGUCGCCUCCUCGCCGGAGGCUGCAGCGGCUGCCGCUGCGGCGGCCGCCGAGUGGGGCGACGACGGCUUCGACGCCGGCCUCUUCGGCUUCGGCGACGAGUCCUUCGGGCCGUCCGAUCUCGCCGUGCUCCGCCACGAGACCAUGCCGGCCGUCUGAUCAGUCGUCGUCAGUGGACGGGCGGACGGAUGGAUUAGCCUUUUCUUUUUUACCUUUGGCUAACCUUAGCGCUACCCUUUUUUUAACCUUUGGGGAAUGUAAAGUUUCUAGAUGCAAGAAGGAAGAAAAAACUGUGGGGAGGAAACCUGGAAAAUGUGUUGCUUCGAAUGAAUGAUGUAGAGAGAACAAAAAGUCACACGAAGAAAAAAAAAUCUCUCGAAGAAAUUGCUUCAUCA
Molecule: messenger RNA, 997 nt
Organism: Triticum urartu
Lineage: Eukaryota; Viridiplantae; Streptophyta; Magnoliopsida; Poales; Poaceae
Source: RefSeq, a predicted model, not a curated record